Molecule: messenger RNA, 2540 nt
Organism: Anthonomus grandis grandis
Lineage: Eukaryota; Metazoa; Arthropoda; Insecta; Coleoptera; Curculionidae
Product: organic cation transporter protein-like
Exons: 11
Coding region: 535-2190 (551 amino acids)
Biological process (GO): transmembrane transport
Cellular component (GO): membrane
Molecular function (GO): transmembrane transporter activity
Source: RefSeq, a predicted model, not a curated record
UAAAUUUGUUGUUUUUGGAUCGGUUUAAAAUAUUGUUAAUUGUAUUUUUGUUUAAACUUUUAUAUAUUAAUUUUUAAUAAUUAGGCAUGUGAUUUUGCAAACAGCUUUAAUUAAAAUAUCCUAAAUAAACUUCGGUUUCAUGUAAAAUAUAACAAACUUCGAUUAACUUUCUCUGAUAUUAAAAACAACCAAAUUCUCCCACUCAGUCCCUGAAUAAGGGCAUCAAUAAUUGAUUCAUUCAUACAUAUUGCAAUUAGCAUAGCUUCCAACGUGGCUUGUUAAUUUUCAUUAUAAUUUUAAUAAAGUGUUAAUUGUGUGAGCAAGGUGCAUACUUACUACAUAAUAAGGCACUACAUGCAGGGGACAAACUGGGUGAAGUGACACAUUUUUGUAUAAUUGUCUACUACACCUACCUUACUCGCAAUAUAGUAUAAGAGGUUUCAGUUUACUUGCUGUUGGAGAACUCACUGACAUUAAUUAGAGUUAGACUUUUUGUAGUCCCCUUGAGAUCUUACCGUAAUCUACUACUAAGUAAUGGGCUUUGAUGAUGUCAUUCCACUCCUGGGAGAUUUUGGAAAGUACCAGAGAAGAAUUUACUUUUUGCUCUGCCUGCCUGCCAUAACUUCGGCUUUUCACAAAUUGGGAAAUGUAUUUCUUUUGGCAGAGCCCCAAUAUAGGUGUCGUCGGCCGGAUGAACCGUCGGACAGUCCGUAUGAUCUACAACCUUCGGAUCUAGAAUACUGGUAUCCAUAUGACAUGCAAAAAAAGAUAUUUUCUUCUUGUGAAAUCAAAUCGGGAAACACCACUACCAAAUGUUCUGAAUUCGUUUAUAGUCACGCCGAUUAUGGAUACACAACAGUUAUAGAGUGGAAUCUCACAUGCGACAAGGCCUACAUGAUAGCAACUUGCAAUGCAAUGUUUAUGGUCGGGGUUAUGCUAGGAUCUAUUAUAUUCGGAGAAACCUCGGACAGAUGGGGUAGAAAACUUACUUUUCUUAUAUCAUCGAUACUGCAAGUGCUUUUCGGUGUUAUUGCCGCCUUUGCACCCGAAUUUUGGACGUUCGCCGUAGCCCGGAUGAUCGUUGGUGCUGCAGCAUCGGGGGUGUUUUUAGUCGCGUAUGUAAUGGGCUUAGAGAUGGUUGGAUCGUCAAAACGCCUCGUCGCAGGAAUGGUUGUAUUCAUCUUUUUCUCAGGAGGUUACAUGUUAAUCGCCCUUUUUGCCAAACUGCUACCGAACUGGAGGCAUCUACAACUAGCCCUAACCUUACCAGGGAUUUUGUUUAUCUUCUAUUGGUGGCUUAUACCGGAGUCGGUGAGGUGGCUGUUGUCGAAAAAUAAGACGAAAGAGGCCAAGGACAUCAUCCAAAAGUGCGCCAAGACGAACGGAGUCACGAUUCCCGAUAAUAUUUUGGAUGAUCUGCUUAAAGAAGGGGAAGAGGAAAAAAGCCCAAAAAGUGAAUCUCAGAUGACCGCGUCGGUUAUCGAUCUAUUCAAACAUUCCAAUUUGAGGAAACGAUCACUUAUUAUAUUUUUUGAUUGGUGUGCCAAUAAUGUUACCUAUUACGGUCUUUCCUGGAAUACGAACAACUUAGGCGGUAACCCGUAUCUUAAUUUUGUUAUAUCGGGAGCAGUAGAAACCCCCGCAAACAUUUUCACUUUGCUUACUUUAAACCGGUGGGGAAGAAAGAAAAUAUUGUGUGGCAGUAUGAUUGUUGCGGGAUCAUCUUUGUUGGCCACUAUAAUAACACCCAGCAAUCUGGAAUGGUUAAUUAUACUUCUGGCAAUGAUUGGGAAAAUCUCCAUAACAGUGAGUUAUGGAACAAUUUACAUAUUUUCUGCUGAACAAUUUCCUACUGUCGUGCGGAACGCCGGGCUUGGAGCUAGUUCUACAUUUGCAAGGUUGGGAUCCAUUGUGGCUCCGUAUAUUAAUAUAAUGGCUCACUAUUGGAAACCCAUCCCGUUGCUAGUUUUCGGCUCAUUGGCCUUCACUGGUGGUAUUCUAUCACUAAUACUGCCUGAAACGCUAAACAGGAAACUGCCGGAAACUAUAGCUGAGGGAGAAGCUUUUGGAAGAAAGCAAAAAACACCCCUAAAGACUGUACAAGUAAUAGAUAUUUCGAAAGAAGCAAAUGAAUCUGAUAACCCCGCAGUAGAUUCGACCCUGCUAAAUAGGGGCUCCAAGGACAUCUGAGCUUUUACUUUGUUGCAUUUAAAAAAUUCCAAAGGAUUUAUUUUUAGAUCUAAGAAUAGCUUUUGCUGCCAAAAGUUUACCUAUUGAUGGUUUAAAGUUUGAACUAGUAUUAUUACCACGUUUUAGUAUUUUUUUUGUAUUUAUAGAGUUUUUACAGUUAACGUAUGUUUUUUUUUACUUAAUUUAUAAUAAUGAUAAAAUGUCUGGUUGAUUUACAUUAUACCAAAAAAUGUUUUGUAUAUACAAAGAAAAGGCCGUGAUUUGAGAGAUUAAUUAUUUAUGAUUAUAAUUUGUAUCGGAUUAUUCCAGUUUAAAAAAUGUCGUAGGGAUAAUAAAUUUAUUUAAAGCAA